CAGCCAGGUAUUACGAAACCCCGGCACUAAAAGUGAAAUUUUAAACGCAACAACCCGAAAGUCCCCCAUAGCAAAAUCGAAAAAUAUUUAUCUUCGUGUGUUGGCAAAAAAAAAAUAGGAAAAGAAAAUGAAAAGUGACUUGUGACCAUAUCAGAGAAAUCAAAUGAUUCCAAAGUCGAAAAUAUCAGUAAAUUAAAAACCAAAUAAACCCACUUAGACAUCGCACCGCAUUCAUUUGGAUUAAUCAAUUUUCAUUUUCGGACAACCGACCAACAGGCAUGCUGUACAGCGAUUUCCACAUUCUAGCCGAGACCAGUUUUAAAUGAGAUUUAACUAGAUAAAUGAAUGAAGGCUUCGGACCUGCAACGCAUGGCAUCAGCAAAACGGACGGAAGCUGCAUCAGCCACCACAGUCAGAGCAACGGGAACGGAAUCGGAGGCGUCAACGGGAGCGGAAACGGAAACGUCGGCCACCACCUCGGUGGAGUCCUGCGCACCACUGACCUGGCCAGUGGGGCCAUGGAGUGCCUGCCGAUGAGCAGCGCCGCCCACCACCCACAUUUGAUGGCGGGUGCCACGGCGGUCGGAGCUGUUUCCUCCUCCUCGCCCACGGCCACCGUGGUGGUGGGGGCCACGUAUCCGCAUCACCUGCACCACCACCACCUGAGCCACCACACGCCCUACAGCAACAGCUACGGGAGCCAUCACAUCCACAGCGAGCAGACCAAAUCGCUGCAGGAGCUGCAGCACGAGGUGGGUGCUCUGCUGGAGUUCCGGGAUCUGGUCAUCGAAACGUUUCCGGACCUCAAGCACAAGAUGGCCUCCAUGUCCGCCACGCCCUCGACGCCCACAUCUUCGGUGGGUGCCAUCGGUGGCAGUCACUCGGUGGGUGGCGGCAGCUCCUCGUUAGCCACCAGCAGGCGCGAAUGGGAGCCGGGUAUACGCAUGAAGCGGAAGUUGUCGCACAAGGAACCGUCCACGUCGUCAGCGUCGGCAGCUGCUCCUUCUUCUGGGGCGGAAGCGUCGUCCUCGUCGCUGACACGCAGCCGCAGCAACUCGCACAGCGGCAAGAAAGAGCCAAAGAGCGGAGAGAACAACAACGGCAGCGUUGUGCAAGACUCCGGCUUCUCAACGGAGACUAGUUCCUCCAAGGAGGGCCACAGUGCCUCCUCCACCAACGGUGCUAUGACUGUGGCCAUAGCAGCAAAUCGCCUGAGCUGUGCUGAGUCGGACGAUGAGCUGCUCAACCUGCUGGACGUCAUCCACCGCAAGUCCAAUCGCUUACGCGAAGAGGUGGAGCAGUUGCAGAGCUACGAGCGCCAGCAGGGGAACUCCCAAACAGCAGAGGGAGAGGGCAAGGGUGCCAGCAAGGAUGCAAUGACGCCGCAGCAAUUCCGGGAGCAGGUGGAGCGACUGAAUCGCGAGGACAUUAAACAGCUGCGCAAGGAGCGUGACCGUCUGCUGGAUAAGCUGGCCGAAAUGGAGGCGGAAACGCUGACCGGAAGGAUCAAGGCGGCCAAGAUGAGCGACCAGGUGGAGGAGCUGGUUGGGGUGAAAAAGGAUCUCGAGGAGCAGUUGAAACUGGCGAUGGCCCAGAAGCUAGAGCUGAGCUCGCGGGUGCAACAGUUGCAGCAGCAACAGCAGCAAAGCAAGAGCUCUUCCAGCGCCAGCCAGUCGGAUUACUCCAGUCAACGCAACUUUCUAUCCUCAGCCACCACGGUGCUCUCCAAUGGCAGUCGUCCCAGCAGCAACAUCAUCAGCAACAACACAUUCCAGCCGGUCGUCCUCGAUCAGCCAGCGCAGGAAGCAUUCCAUCAAAGCUCAGGCAGUGAUAUAACAUUGAGGAAACAGCAACAGCAAUCCUUGGGACGACUCGAUGGCAUCGUGAGCACGCCCGGAACGCGCAACUCCAAGUGCCGUUUGACCGACUCCAAGCGAUUCGCGGCCAUUCUCCUAGAGACGAAUGUUCUAGAGCUGCAGCGCCACUUGCUCACCCUCACCGUGCAGAACCAGGUGCUGGCCCAGAAGCUGGACUCGUCCAGCAAGUCCAAGACGCUGCUGGCCAAGCGGCUGGACAAGAGCAGCGAGGAGUUCGAGCAUCUGCGCUACCAGCUGGAGGAGAAGAGCAUCGAGCUGGAGGGCACCAAGGCGCAGUUGCGUCUGGUGGAGUCCCGCCUGCAGGCGAGCAACAGCACCACCAACUCGUAUCUGCACUCCUCGCAGCAUGACUACGAGACCAAUCGCUCCUCGGCUUCCACCACGCUGAUGCUGAGUCGUCGUGGAGUCUCCGACUCUGUGGACUCCGCCUCGACGGCCAUGCCCGCCCCGCCAGUCACGCAGAUCAGUACGCCCAGCAUGAAAGCAAUGGUGCCGCUGGCCAUGGACGAGCUGCAGCAGCACAGCAGCAGCACGGAGUCGGCGCACGAGCACGAAAAUCAAGCGCUUCGAACCCCGACCAGUACCAACUCCCCGCUGAGCAAGACGAUUAUUAAUGCGAGUCCGUGUCCCGUGGGCAGCAGUACGCCCAGUAACAUAGCCGCUCGUGUGAUGAGCAUCAGUGUGGGCGGGGUGAGUCCGUUUGAGUCCGGCAUGACUCCGCCGCCGCGACAGAAUGCGUUCCGCAAGUUUGGAAGUGCUAGCAAGCCCAGCAAGAUUCCACUGCCGGGCAGCAAGGCGGCGGCCUAUUUCUCCGGCAAACCCCCAACGGGAAGACCCUCAACGGCGGGACGCUCUCCGCCAUCGGCGCACAACUCGAGCAGCACCUCGUACGGCAGUAAAUCCUCGCUAAGCAGGAGUACUGGCAAUCUGCAGAGCUUGAGGAGAGCGGACACGUCCGCCUCCAACCAUUCGCUGAGUACGAACACGAGCCGCAGUUCGACCUCCUCCUCGAUACCGCUGGCCACCACACCUUACUCAUCCGGCUCGACUGGCAAUCGCAGCCAGCCGACAGCCGCAACGACUCCGUCCCCGCGUGUGCUCCAGAAUUCGCCGCUGCCCAAGCUGAAGCGGGAUACGAUCAGCUCGAGGGUGCGUCAUCUGGACUCCCUGUCACGUGCCCAGCAGUCGCCGGAGGGCGUUAGGGGCACCACCACCACCUCCAUUGCCGCCCAGCUGAGCUCGACGCUGCGCAAGGAUCUCCAGCUGAGUGGAAAUGGGACGGGGGCUCCCUAUCAUCAGAACCACCAGAACCACAGGCGCAGUGGCCACUCGCCGGCGUCCAAUUCGUCUGGGAGCGGCGUGUCCAGGCGGUACAGUAGUGCCUCGACAGGGGGUUCCGGUGGUCGAGCCAUCGGCCGGGAUCAGGGCGAGACCAUCACGCCCACAUCCAGCUAUGGCGGCGACAGUGACAGUGGCAAGAUUUUCAAGCCACUUCUUGCCAUAACCAAAGUCAGCUUUAUGAAGAUGAUACAAGAAAAUCCAAACGUUUGACAACUCAAUUCUCCAGUUCAAGAAUGGUCAACACACCUCUCACAAACAGUAUGUUCAAUAUAACGCACCCUAGAAUACCUUUUCAAGACCCUGCAGCUUUUGCUUGGGUUUGGGUCGUUGACUUAACACUUGGCUAGUGAAAGGUGCCGCCUAUCAAACUCUCACUGCCUAUCGAUGCCUUAGGUGCUCAGUAGCCGGCUUUAAUUAAUCAGCAAUUUCACAUGCAACUACAGCAACACCAGCAGCGGCGGCAGCAACAACAACUGCAAUGUUUCCUCUAUAUAGUUAUGUAUAUAAAAAGUAAAACAAAAGUCAAAUGCCUGUACAAUAUCAUUUCAUUUACUCAUAUAUAUUAUGCAUAUCACGAUUACUGCGGCUCAGUAUAUUUUCCUCAAGUAUGCAUGUCUCAUUGUUGGAUCAGCCAGAGUUUCUCAUUGUGUUCGAAAGCGAGUUUAAGCAUAAUUAUUAGUUUGCGUGUGUAUUUAAAAUCUAUUAUUAUUAUUAUUGCUUUCUUUGUAAUUAUUAUAAGCUAUACUUAAACUACUUACUGGGCUUAAUUUAAAGGCUAAUUUAUUGAUUUGUGUAUGAAGCAGAUGGGCCUAUACCAACCUAUGCGUAUACGCUAUUACAUAAAAAUAUAAAACCGAUUAGAGUAUAACAGACUUUUCGAUUUAUUUGUUAAACCUAUGAAGAAGGAAAUAAAUUUCGUGUAUUAAAAUAACAAAAAAAAAGACUUGCCCUAAGUUAGUUAACUGCUUGCCAGUAAACAUAUCAUUAUAAGAGCCUGCAAGGAUCUUGGUUUUAUCACGUGGUCGAUAGCUCAUCCGAAGGUCCAACUAACCAAACACUCACUCUCAUCCACAUUCACACCAGGACAAUACACCAUCGACAGCAUCGAGCGCUUUAUUUUGGCUUUGUUUGUGCAUUGUGCAAGCCACCCAAGAAAAAUUCCAAUUAGACGAUCACACUUGAAAUAAUUUGUAUCUAAUGCUGUAAUUUCUUUUUACUUUUACUUUUUCUUUCUGCGCCUUUCUACCCUGUUUGUAUGUCUACUCCAAAAACAAAACAAAAAAUUUAUACUGUCUGUUGUUGUCAUAACUCACAUAUAUACUCGUAUUUUGUGUAUCCGAAAAUCUGACCGAACCAAAAAAUAUCCCCGCAAAAAAACGUAUAAAUAUAAAUGUACAUAAAAAAAUAUGUCCAACAAACCAACCAACCAACCAACAUAAAAAAACCAACCAACCCAAAUCCCAAAAAACCACCAACAGCCCAAAAUGUAACUAAAACCAUUGUGAAAACAAGCCACUUUUCCUAACAAACGCCAGGCUACACAGAGAAAAUAAUCAUCGGAGUUGGUAUGGAUAGCAGAAGUUACCCAUGUUUGUGGACCUAAGGUGGUGUAUACUGAUUGACUGAUUGAUUGACGAUGUUGGUGGUGAAUACACAAAAGUUUCGACUGCAUGCAUGCCAAAAAAAACAGAAAGAAUAUAACCCGAAAAAA
Molecule: messenger RNA, 4929 nt
Organism: Drosophila suzukii
Lineage: Eukaryota; Metazoa; Arthropoda; Insecta; Diptera; Drosophilidae
Source: RefSeq, a predicted model, not a curated record